GUGCUAUGACUGGUCAUGGGCAACUCUGUAGCAGUGUGUCUUGACAAAGCUCGUGGCAGAAACAAGGCAGAGAUAACAACAGUCAGUGCAACCCAUUGGAAACCGAGAAUGAGCAUCACUGAUAAAUAUUCUCUGUACCAUUCAGAAGAGGCAAAAUAUACCUUAAGGUUGCCAAUGGAUCUGCCCAGAGCGGAAAUGCCUCAGAGAGAAGCGCCUCAAGUGGAAGUGCCGAAGGCAGAACUUCUCAAUGGCUACGCUGAAACUCCUAAUAAAAGGUUACCAAUGGACUUGCCUAAAGCAGAAAUUCCUCAGGCAGAAGUGCCGAAGGCAGAAGUCCUCAAUGGUUUCGCCGAAACUCCUAAUGCAAGGAUGAGUUAUAAUGGCGGUACUGCCGUCGAGAGCGGCCAGCCAGAAGGAAAGGCGUGUUCGUGCAAACGCGGCGACGGCAGCAGCAAGGAGACGUCUACAGCUACGGAGCCGGCAGCAGAAGCAGCAGCAUCCACCAUGUCCGACCUGCACAGGGACAAAAUGGGCCAGUGGGCGGCCAACGAGAGCGGUAGCGCCGCUUGCCCCUCGCUCACCAGAGGGCUCGACCAUCUGCGAAACCCUCAGCUGAAUAAGGGCAUGGCCUUUACCCUACAAGAAAGACAACAGUUAGGGAUUCAUGGACUUUUACCCCCGAGAAUUAAAACUCAGGAGGAGCAAAUGGAGCUGUGCAUGCUUAAUGUACAACGUUACCCAGAUGAUCUUAAUAAGUAUAUUUACCUCAUGGGACUCCAGGACCGAAAUGAGAAACUGUUUUACCGGUUCUUAUCAGAAAAUGUGCAAACAAUGAUGCCAAUAGUAUACACACCAACUGUAGGCCUAGCCUGCCAGAAUUAUGGUCUAAUAUACAGGAGACCACGUGGUUUAUUUAUUACUAUUCAUGAUAAAGGACAUGUCUAUGAAAUUCUGAAGAACUGGCCUGAGUCUGAUGUCAGAGCCAUUGUAGUUACUGAUGGGGAGAGAAUUUUGGGUCUCGGUGACUUAGGGGCUUAUGGAAUGGGUAUUCCAGUAGGUAAGCUGGCACUUUAUACUGCACUAGCUGGUAUUAAACCCCACCAAUGCUUGCCAAUUACACUGGAUGUUGGGACCAAUACACAGAAACUUCUUGAUGAUCCUCUCUACAUUGGUCUGAGGCACAAGAGAAUCACAGGGAAAGAAUAUGAUGACUUUGUAGAUGAAUUCAUGCAAGCUGUUGUGAAGCGAUAUGGUCAAAACACACUUAUACAGUUCGAAGACUUUGCAAACAGCAAUGCCUUCCGCUUCCUUGAAAAGUACAGGGACAGAUAUUGCACAUUCAAUGACGACAUCCAAGGGACAGCAUCUGUUGCAGUGGCAGGUUUGCUGGCUUCACUUCGGGUCACAAAGACACGUCUUUCUGAUCACACCAUAUUAUUCCAGGGUGCUGGUGAGGCCUCUCUUGGUAUAGCUGGGCUCUGUGUGAUGGCAAUGCAGAAGGAAGGAACAUCACUUCAAGAUGCAAGAGACAGAAUCUGGAUGGUGGACUCCAAAGGUCUGAUUGUGAAAGAUAGACCUGAAGGUGGAGUUACAGGACACAAAGUGGAGUAUGCAAAGACUCAUCAGCCCAUCAAAAAUCUGGAAGACAUAGUCAAAACAAUACGUCCUACUGUUCUCAUAGGUGCAGCUGCUGUUGGAGGAGUAUUCACCCCAGAGCUGCUGAAAAGUUUGACAGAAUUUUCAGAGCAUCCAAUUAUAUUUGCUUUGAGCAAUCCAACUACAAAGGCUGAAUGUACUGCUGAGGCAGCAUAUAUAAAUACAGAUGGUAAAGCAGUAUUUGCCAGUGGGUCACCAUUUGAUCCAGUGACUUACAAAGGAAAAACAUUUUAUCCUGGCCAGGGUAACAAUUCAUACAUUUUCCCUGGAGUUGCACUAGGUGUUAUCUGUGCUGGCAUUCGUACCAUAAGUGAAGAAGUUUUCCUCAUUUCAGCAAAGGCACUUUCUGAUUUGGUCAGUGAAGAUGAUUUGGAGAAAGGAAGCCUUUACCCACCUUUAUCAAGUAUACAGAAGUGUUCAGUUGAAAUUGCUGUCAAAGUAGCAGAGUAUGCUUAUGAAACAGGAGUGGCAUCAACUCUACCACGACCUGAAAACUUGGAAAAAUUCAUAAGAGCUCAGCUGUAUGACUACUACUAUAAAUCUUCCGUUCCUGCAGUGUAUGAUUGGCCUAAAUUAUGAAAUGGCUUAUAUGAAAGCAGUUUCCUACUUCACUGACUCAUUCCCUCAAUGAAAUGGAGAUAAGGAGCAAAGGGGAUACAUGAACAUUUCUUGUGAAAUUGUCUUUUGUGUUUAUUUAUUUUUAAUGUGUAAAAUACUGUCUUUUUUGAUUAAAUUGUCUGUUUAUCUGUG
Messenger RNA from Schistocerca cancellata (South American locust), 2406 nucleotides. RefSeq names its product NADP-dependent malic enzyme-like. Gene Ontology annotation, cellular component: mitochondrion. Gene Ontology annotation, biological process: malate metabolic process; pyruvate metabolic process. The transcript is spliced from 16 exons. Gene Ontology annotation, molecular function: NAD binding; malate dehydrogenase (decarboxylating) (NAD+) activity; malate dehydrogenase (decarboxylating) (NADP+) activity. The coding region runs from base 16 to 2235 and encodes 739 amino acids. The record is from RefSeq and is a predicted model, not a curated record. Lineage: Eukaryota; Metazoa; Arthropoda; Insecta; Orthoptera; Acrididae.